This is a messenger RNA of Anguilla rostrata (American eel), 3278 nucleotides long. Its product is annotated as platelet endothelial aggregation receptor 1-like. The record is from RefSeq and is a predicted model, not a curated record. NCBI's taxonomy places the organism in Eukaryota, Metazoa, Chordata, Actinopteri, Anguilliformes, Anguillidae. The coding region runs from base 2 to 2932 and encodes 976 amino acids. Gene Ontology annotation, molecular function: scavenger receptor activity; protein binding. The transcript has 22 exons.
GAUGGCGAUUUCAUCAAAGUGCUCAGUGGCCCUGCACCUCCUGGGCUUCCUGCUUGACCUUGCAUGGCCUCUGGACCCCAGUUACCCCAACGUGUGCAGCCUAUGGGAGAGCUACACUACCUCGGUGAAGGAGUCUUAUGCACACCCCUAUGACCAGGUGUACGAGGAGUCCUGCUCCGAUGCCUGGAGUUUCUACAAGUGCACCCGGCACAGGAUCACAUACAAGACAGCCUAUCGGCAGGCGGUGAAGCUGGACUACCGCAGGAGGUACCAGUGUUGCCCCGGUUACUACGAGAGCGGGGAGAGAUGUGUCCCUCGCUGUACCAAGGAGUGUGUUCACGGGCGCUGUGUGGCACCUGACCGCUGCCAGUGUGAGGACGGCUGGCAGGGCGAAGACUGCUCCAGAGUGGCCUGCGAUGAGCUGCACUGGGGCCCAUCCUGCGAUCAGCCCUGCGGGUGUAAGAACGGAGGCCGCUGCCAUGCCGUGACUGGGGCCUGCCAGUGUCGCCCGGGAUACCGGGGACCCGGCUGCGAGGACCCCUGCCCUGCCGGUACCUUCGGCCAUGGCUGUCUGCAGCAGUGCCUGUGCGGGACGGGGGGGUCGUGCGACGGAGAGACGGGGGAGUGCCGCUGCAGAGAGGGGUUCACUGGGACCUUGUGCGAUGAAGCCUGCCCCCCCCGCCGCUGCCCCCGCCGGUGCCCCUGCCAGAACCGGGGCUUCUGCCGAGGAGAGGGGGUCUGUGUCUGUCCCCCGGGGUGGACGGGUGUGGUGUGUACCGAGCGGUGUCCGGGGGGCAGGUUCGGGGUGAACUGCUCCCGGGAGUGCGUGUGCCACAACGGGGGUGUGUGUGACGUGGAGACGGGCCACUGCACGUGUGCGGCCGGCUUCACAGGGGAACGGUCAACCUACAACACACACACACACCAGCACUGCCUCUGCCACAGCACACACACACUGAGCUGUCACCCGAUGAAAGGAGAGUGCACGUGUCGCCCGGGGUGGGCGGGGCUCUCCUGCAAUGAGACCUGCCCGCAGGGUUUCUACGGUCACGGUUGCCAGGAUACCUGCCUGUGUCUGAGCGGGGGAGUCUGUGACAGCGUCACUGGCCGGUGCCAGUGCGCCCCGGGAUACACGGGGGAGCACUGCGAGAGUCACUGUGAGAGAGGACGCUAUGGGAAGAGCUGUUCACUGCGCUGCGGCUGCAGCCCCUCCCACUCCCUGGCCUGCUCCCCCAUCGAUGGAACCUGCUUCUGCAGGGAGGGGUGGAAGGGCUCGGACUGUUCCACCCCGUGUUCCGGGGGGAGCUGGGGGCCGGGCUGCAAUGGUACGUGCCAGUGCUCCAAUGGCGCGUCGUGUAGCCCUGUGGACGGCACCUGCGGUUGCACUGCAGGAUGGACGGGGGCGCUGUGUGACCAGCCGUGUCCGGAGGGGUGGUACGGUCCGGGCUGUAAGCAGAGGUGUGACUGUCUCCAUUCGGAUGGCUGUGACGGACGCAGCGGACAGUGCCUGUGCCUGUCAGGCUGGACGGGGCCCCACUGUUCCCAGCCCUGCCCCGAGGGCACCUGGGGGCGCCGCUGCAAUCGAAACUGCUCCUGCCUCAACAGCGCCACCUGCCUGCGGCACAACGGGACCUGCGUGUGCAGCGCUGGGUACUGGGGAGACCAGUGCCAGCACGUCUGCGGGAUGGGCUCGUUCGGCCCCCGCUGUGCCACACUGUGCCCCCCGUGUUCUCGAUCCUCCGCCCCCUGUCACCACGUGACGGGAGAGUGCCAGUGUGCCCCGGGGUACGCUGGGAUACUGUGUGAGCAAGCCUGUCCACUGGGAUAUUAUGGGAAGCAGUGUGCCAGUGUGUGUCGGUGCGCCCAAAACUCCACGUGUCACCAUGUGGACGGCUCUUGCCUCUGUCCACCUGGCUGGACUGGGAGGGACUGCUCUGAGCAGUGCCGUCCCGGGACGUUUGGCCUGAACUGCGCCCAUGCGUGUUCCUGUCCCUCCAACACCAGCUGUAACCCCCAAACCGGAGUGUGCGUGUGUGCGUCCGGCCUGGGAGACAACUGCAUUCGAGGGCGGGACGUGGACCUGGUGGUGCCGGUGAGCCCGGCGGAGCCGGUGAGCUGGGGCUUCGUGGCGGGCAUCGUCCUGCUGGUGGCGCUGGUGCUGCUGCUGCUGGCGCUGCUGCUGGCCUACCGCCGUCGCCACGCCGACAAGCAGAGCCGCGUCCCCACCGUGUCCUACUCGGCCACUCGCACCGUCAACUCCGAGUACAUGGUGCCAGACGUCCCACACACGUACCACCACUACUACUACAACCCCAGCUACCACACCCUGUCCCAGAACCGUCUCCCUCUGCCCCAAAUCCCCAACAACCAGGACCGUUCUAUAAAGAACACCAACAACCAGCUCUCCUGCAACGGCAAGAACGCGGAGAGGGAGCGCCUGGGCCUGUUUGGGAUGGAGAGCAACGCCACGCUGCCCGCCGGCUGGAAGCACGACGAGGCACCCGCCCCGAAAAACCAGGGAGCUUUUGGCAUGGACAGAAGCCACAGCUAUAGCGCCAGUUUGGGCAAAUUCUACAACAAAGGUCUCUCCAAGGACUCCGCCGUGACGGACAGCAACAGCUCCCUGAACAGCGAGAACCUCUACGCCACCAUCAAGGACCUGCCCUCGCCGCUGCCCCGCCCUCAGGAGAGCGGCUACAUGGAGAUGACCCCCUUCGCCCGGCCGGAGAGGUCCUACGCCGAAAUCAGCCUACCGCCCCCGCCCCCCGUCCCCUCCCACCGGGGCGCCAAACGCUGUUCCCUUGGUAACGUCCCAGAGCAGGAGCCCCAAAGCCACUACGACCUCCCCGUCAACAGUCACAUCCCGGGACACUACGACCUCCCUCCCGUACGCCGCCCCCCCUCCCCGAAACCGCGGAGACACCCCCGCUGACCACGCCCCGAUUCACACCUCACCCAGCUGCCACAGAAAUGCACAAGAACACCGUCGGACCACCACACAGCGCACCCUGCUGGAGAGGAGGCUGUCAUUACAGGAACUAGGAGCCUACGAGUGAACACAGUGGAUGUGCGAGAAUGACUGACAGCUGCCAAUCAAGACUUUAAGGACCUCAGAUUUCCUGUUGCCCCUCACCAAGGCGGAAAUUCUUGCCUGUCAGGGGAGAUAUCAACGUCCACACAUUAGUCAUGUCCUUGUUCUGAAUGGCACUGUCCGUUGAUUGUGUACCAGCAUGUCUUUGUUGUAUAUAAAUGUACAUAAAUCUUCUUUUUGAGUCUGA